AUGAAUGUAUCCAAUGGAAAUGGUAGUGGCGGUGGCGUUGGCAGCAGUGGCAGUGCCUAUGAAAGCGUCAACUGCGGCAUUAUCGCAGUCAACAACGCCAUCAGCAGCAAUAGAUAUACAACGAAUAACAGCGGCAGCACAAGCAGCAGCAGUAGCAAUAAUAACAAUCACAAUGUCAAUAAUCUUCAUCCCCACACUUAUCAGCAACAGCAGCAAUAUAACCAUCCAUCACAACCACAUAAUCACCAUUAUCAUGCAGCCCACCAGUAUCAGCAGCCCCAGCAACAACAACAGCAACAGCAUAAUUUAAACAGCGCUAGUAUUAUGGGUAGUGCCAUACAUAGCAACAACAAUCAAACGCACAGCAGCAGCAGCAGCAGCGGCGGCGGUAGUGCGCUACAACGUUCAACGGAUAAUAAAUCUAGCCUCUGGUUGAUGAUGAAUGGUGGAGGUGCGACGGCUGCUGGGGUUGGAGUUGCUGCUGAUAGAGCCUUGCCACAGCCACCGCCCCACGGUCAACACUAA
Molecule: messenger RNA, 525 nt
Organism: Rhagoletis pomonella (apple maggot)
Lineage: Eukaryota; Metazoa; Arthropoda; Insecta; Diptera; Tephritidae
Product: MOB kinase activator-like 2
Exons: 1
Coding region: 1-525 (174 amino acids)
Source: RefSeq, a predicted model, not a curated record